UUAUUGCGAUAUCGAUCCAUAAACAACCAAUUUGUGUCUGACGUUUUAAUUUCAUAGAUAAUAUGGGAAGGCGUUGUAGAAGAAAGAUCAGUGGCCGAAUCUGAUAUUUUAUUUAAUGACGGCACCUAAAGUGUUAAGCUGUAGUUGAAGCCGAUAUCUUAAUAUUUCUCUUAUAGUAUUGUCACAGUCUCGGUUCGUUAAUAUUGUUCCUGUAAGUUGAAAAAAAGGCAUAAAACUGGUGUUCGAUAAGUCUCUUGGCAAUAUGCCUGCCGUGAGGGGAGAUGGUAUGCGAGGGCUCGCAGUUUUUAUAUCUGAUAUAAGAAACUGUAAAAGCAAAGAAGCAGAAAUUAAAAGAAUUAAUAAAGAACUGGCCAACAUACGCAGUAAGUUCAAAGGCGACAAAACGCUCGAUGGCUACCAGAAAAAGAAGUAUGUCUGUAAACUUCUGUUUAUUUUCUUGUUGGGUCAUGAUAUUGAUUUCGGUCAUAUGGAAGCAGUUAACUUACUUUCAUCCAACAAGUAUUCAGAAAAGCAAAUAGGCUAUUUAUUCAUAUCAGUUCUGGUUAACACUAACAGUGAUCUUAUUAAACUUAUUAUUCAAAGUAUUAAAAACGAUUUGCAAUCUCGAAACCCUAUUCACGUAAACCUCGCUCUUCAGUGCAUUGCAAACAUUGGUAGUAAGGAUAUGGCUGAAGCUUUUGGAACUGAAAUACCUAAAUUGCUUGUUUCUGGAGAUACGAUGGACGUUGUGAAACAGUCUGCUGCACUUUGUUUGCUGAGGUUGUUCCGAAAAUCUCCUGAAAUCAUUCCUGGAGGAGAAUGGACUUCAAGAAUCAUACAUUUAUUGAAUGACCCACAUAUGGGUGUUGUAACUGCAGCUACUUCACUUAUUGAUGCUCUUGUAAAGAAAAAUCCAGAUGAAUAUAAAGGUUGUGUUACUCUAGCAGUAGCCAGAUUAAGCAGAAUAGUUACUGCAAGCUAUACAGACUUACAGGAUUACACAUAUUAUUUUGUUCCAGCUCCUUGGCUAUCAGUCAAGCUUUUGCGUUUGUUACAAAAUUAUACACCACCAUCUGAGGAACCAGGAGUACGAGGCCGCUUAUCUGAAUGUUUGGAAACAAUUUUUAAUAAAGCUCAAGAACCUCCAAAGUCUAAAAAAGUACAACAUUCAAAUGCUAAAAAUGCUGUACUUUUUGAAGCAAUAAGUCUUAUUAUUCAUAAUGAUAGUGAACCUAAUUUGCUUGUUCGAGCAUGCAACCAACUGGGGCAAUUUUUAAGUAAUAGAGAAACUAAUUUGAGAUAUUUGGCUCUUGAGUCUAUGUGCCAUCUUGCAACAUCGGAGUUUUCCCAUGAAGCUGUGAAAAAGCAUCAAGAAGUUGUAAUUCUUUCAAUGAAAAUGGAAAAAGAUGUUUCUGUUCGUCAACAAGCUGUUGACUUACUCUAUGCUAUGUGUGAUAAAACAAAUGCUGAAGAAAUUGUACAAGAAAUGUUAGCUUACUUAGAAACAGCUGAUUACUCUAUCAGAGAAGAAAUGGUCUUAAAGGUUGCUAUAUUAGCAGAAAAAUAUGCUACUGACUACACAUGGUAUGUAGAUGUUAUUUUAAAUCUUAUUAGAAUUGCUGGAGAUUAUGUUUCAGAAGAAGUAUGGUAUAGAGUUAUUCAGAUUGUAAUAAACAGAGAAGAAGUCCAAGGAUAUGCAGCUAAAACUGUCUUUGAAGCUUUACAAGCUCCAACUUGCCACGAAAAUAUGGUAAAAGUAGGAGGUUACAUCCUUGGUGAAUUUGGUAAUUUAAUUGCUGGUGAUACUAGAUCAUCUCCUCAAGUGCAGUUUGAACUUCUUCAUUCCAAGUAUCAUUUAUGUUCAGCAGCAACAAGAGCUCUUCUUUUGUCUACAUAUAUCAAACUUGUUAACUUGUUCCCGGAAAUAAAAAACAGAGUACAAGAAGUAUUCCGUGCAGAUUCAAAUUUGCGUUCUGCAGAUGUUGAGCUACAACAGAGGGCUUCAGAAUAUUUGCAAUUGAGUAUUGUGGCCAGUUCAGAUGUGUUAGCAACAGUGCUGGAAGAAAUGCCAGCAUUCCCAGAAAGGGAAUCAUCAAUAUUAGCAGUUCUGAAAAAGAAGAAACCUGGUCGCAUACCUGAUGAUGUGCGAGAAUCAAAGAGUCCACAACCUAAUAUAACUCCAGCCCCCGUGACUAAUAACACGGUAAAUAUAAACAGUUCAAGUGCUGAUUUACUAGGCUUAUCAACACCACCUGGAUCAAAUACAACAACUGGAAAUGGUUUGCUCGAUGUCCUUGGUGACUUAUAUACUACACCUAAAAUUAGCCCAACAACUGUGCAACAGAAUAAUAUCAAAAAGUUUUUGUUUAAAAAUAAUGGAGUACUUUUUGAAAAUGACCUUAUUCAAAUAGGAGUAAAAAGUGAAUUCAGACAAAACUUGGGGAGAAUUGGUCUAUUUUAUGGGAAUAAAACACAGUCUCCAAUUCAAAAUGUCCGACCUGAGAUGCACUGGAAUGAUCUACAUAAGCUUAAUGUGCAAAUGAAACCUAUGGAACCUAUUUUGGAAGCUGGUGCUCAAAUUCAACAAAUGUUGACAGCAGAAUGUAUUGAAGACUUUGCUGACACUCCUAGUAUGUCAGUUUCAUUUAUUUACAACAAUGUCCCUCAAAAAAUCUUUAUGAAACUUCCACUCACACUGAAUAAAUUUUUUGAACCAACCGAAAUGAAUGGAGAAUCUUUCUUUGCUAGAUGGAAAAAUUUGGGAGGCGAACAGCAAAGAGCUCAAAAAAUAUUUAAAGCACAGGGAUCUAUAGAUUUAACAGCAACGCGUACAAAAUUAUCUGGUUUUGGAAUGCAGCUGUUGGAUGGCAUAGAUCCUAACCCUGAUAAUUUUGUUUGUGCAGGAAUAGUACAUACUAGAAUGCAACAAGUAGGAUGUCUCAUGAGAUUGGAACCAAACAAACAAGCUCAAAUGUUUAGACUCACUGUAAGAUCAAGCAAAGAAACAGUAUCACAAGAAAUUUGCAAUCUCCUAGCAGACCAGUUCUAAUUAUCGUGUUUUGUUUGUUUGUGGUAGGUACUAAAUAAGCUUCAUAGUAACCACAGAUUGCUCUGUGUUUAUAAAAUGAUUUUUUCAACACUGACUGUUUAAGUGUGUAUAUUUUUUGUCCAUAAACAUUUUGUAAACUUUAAAUUGCUUAUAAAAGUUAUAUUUUAAUGUUAAUCAUUUUAUAAGGUUAUUAAAAGACAACAGUAAUAUAUUUUGUUAGGUUAUUUCUAUUGAAAUAUAUUCCAUAACUUUU
Messenger RNA from Melitaea cinxia (Glanville fritillary), 3302 nucleotides. RefSeq names its product AP-2 complex subunit alpha (gene AP-2alpha). The transcript has a single exon. Gene Ontology annotation, biological process: clathrin-dependent endocytosis; intracellular protein transport. NCBI's taxonomy places the organism in Eukaryota, Metazoa, Arthropoda, Insecta, Lepidoptera, Nymphalidae. The record is from RefSeq and is a predicted model, not a curated record. Gene Ontology annotation, cellular component: membrane coat; AP-2 adaptor complex. Gene Ontology annotation, molecular function: clathrin-cargo adaptor activity. The coding region runs from base 263 to 3049 and encodes 928 amino acids.